Molecule: messenger RNA, 1352 nt
Organism: Owenia fusiformis
Lineage: Eukaryota; Metazoa; Annelida; Polychaeta; Sabellida; Oweniidae
Source: the annotation of a GenBank genome assembly
AACAAUAACAAGAUCUACUGAAUCGUGAAGGGAACAAGAAAGAUACAAGACGUCCGGACUGAUGAGCAACAAAUAUCAGGUUUAGGAUACGAGCCCAUGUGAACACUUGAUUGAACAGAACAUCUUAGAUUCUGCUCACAACAAAGAACACAAUAUCAACAAGCUCUUGACAGUACUUUAAGUUCGUUCUGGAAAAACAGGAAAAUGACUCGGGCGGUUAUACAUACAUCAUGUGGAAAAUAUAUCCUUUAUGCUUUGAACUUCAUGGUCAGUAUUGGCGGUGCCGCCCUACUUGGUAUAGGAAUAUGGCGACUUCUGGAUGAAACACGGUUAAAUUUGGAAAGAUAUGUCGUUGAGCCAAAUUCCGAUGUUAGCAAAUUUAUGGCAUCAUACGUGCAGAUAUUCCUCAUGUUAUUAGGGGCCGUCACCCAUGUGAGCUUUGCCAUGUAUGGAGUGUGUGGAGUGAUUAUUAAAAGCAGGAUGAUGCUGGCGGGCUAUCUUUGUCUUUUGACGGUUGUAAUGACGGGAUAUGUGGUAGUAGGAGUGCUCGGCGUUCGGGCUCUGGCGGAUAACAUUCACCCCACCCUCCAUAACAACCUUUACAAUAAGUUCACCGAGCGUAAGAGUUUCGGCUGGAAUGUCAUUCAGAAACAAUAUAGUUGCUGCGGGGUGGACAGUGUGCACGAUUUUAACACGACCAAAUGGUCAGAGGAUACUGGGAAACUAUUCCCCAUCUCCUGCUGUAUCAAACCUAAGAACCCUAAACCCAAAUUCUCCGAGGUAUGCGCGGCUGGGAAACUUACAACAGUCGCCUUCAGGAGUGGAUGUUACAGGCAGAUAUCACGGUGGUACGUUGAGUUUUGCUUUGUGCUCAUUGGUUGCGGAUUCGCUUGUGCUGGGAUUCAACUUAUCACCUACAUUGCUGCUAUCAUGAUGUGCUUCAGCAAACGUGCCAGAAGUUAUGAUAUCAAUAGAUAGUCGGCGUGCUCGUCAAUUCUAAAAACCACCGUGUUGGCCAAUGGGAUACUUAGCCGAGCCGGCGAGGAUUGUCAGUUUUCGCAAUUCUACUUGAUUUGUGAUGCUGAUGUUGAAGGAUGAGCUGGCCUGAAAAUAAAACUGAGAAUAAUAUUAUUCUACAUCCGUCUUCGCAUAAUAUUCUUUAAAACCGAAACCAACGAAUUCGAUGUGAAGACUUUCCUCAUAUAUAUGUAAAUGUGUUAUUGUAAUUUGAAAUCAAGUUUCUUACGCCACAAUUUAACUAUACUUUAGUGACAAUGGACUAAUGAUAAAACAAAAAUGAUGAGCUUUUAUAUAUUUCAAAACUUAACUAUCGGUCUACACACUGAUGGUCU